AUGAUGCUUCGACGUGAUAAAAAGGAUGAAGAAGAUGGAGGUGGCAAUCCAUACCAAAAUCUGGACAGGAGCGUGGUCCUCCAGGAGGCUCGCGUGUUCAAUGCUACUCCUAUAAAUCCCAGGAAAUGCUGUCAUAUUUUGACAAAGAUCAUGUACAUCAUAAACCAGGGCGAGUCUAUUGGGACUACUGAAGCUACAGAGACUUUCUUUGCCAUGACAAAGCUCUUUCAGUCAAAUGAUGUCAUGCUCCGUCGUAUGGUAUACUUGAUGAUUAAAGAGAUGGCAAACCUUGCUGAGGAUGUGAUCAUCGUGACGAGUAGUUUGACCAAGGAUAUGACAGGCAAGGAAGAUCUCUACAGGGCUGCUGCUAUACGUUCCCUCUGCAAGAUUACAGAUAGUUCAAUGUUGCAAGGUAUAGAGCGUUACAUGAAGCAGGCCAUUGUGGAUAAGGUUUCUGGUGUAUCUUCUGCAGCUCUCUGCUCUUCCUUGCACUUGCUGAAGCAGAGCCCCGAGGUGGUCAAGAGAUGGGUGAACGAGGUCCAGGAAGCUGCGUCCAAUGACAACGUCAUGGUCCAGUACCAUGCCCUGGGCUUACUCUACCACAUCCGCAAGCAGGAUCGACUGGCUGCAUCCAAGAUGGUCAGCAAGUACACCAGGGGUGGACUCAAGUCCCCCUAUGCCACCUGUUUGCUGAUUCGCAUUGCUGCCAAGCUGAUUGCAGAUGAGGAUGCUGGUCAUGACAGCCCCUUGUUUGAUUUCAUUGAGAAUUGCUUGAGACACAAGAGUGAGAUGGUGAUCUACGAAGCUGCCAGUGCCAUUGUCAACAUGAAGAACACUACAUCCCGUGAGCUGAACCCAGCUGUGUCUGUUCUUCAGCUGUUCCUGAGUUCUCCCAAACCAACGCUUCGCUUUGCUGCCACCAAGACCCUUAACAAGGUUGCGAUGACACACCCCGCCGCCGUCACCGCCUGCAACCUGGACCUGGAGAACCUCAUCACUGACGUGAACCGCAGCAUUGCCACCCUGGCCAUCACCACCUUGCUGAAGACUGGCAGUGAGAGCAGUGUGGACAGGCUGAUGAAGCAGAUCGGUACCUUCAUGAGUGAGAUCUCUGACGAGUUUAAGGUGGUGGUGGUGUCGGCCGUCAGGUCGCUCUGCUCCAAGUUCCCUCGCAAGCACUCCGUCAUGAUGAGCUUCCUCUCCAACAUGCUCCGAGAUGAGGGUGGAUUUGAGUACAAGCGAGCCAUCGUUGACAGUCUGAUCGCCAUCAUAGAGGAGAACCCGGAGAGCAAGGAGACGGGACUGUCCCACCUGUGUGAGUUCAUCGAGGACUGUGAACACACCUCUUUAGCUACACGUAUCCUGCAUCUGAUUGGGCGUGAGGGCCCACGCUCGCCCAACCCUGCUAAGUAUAUCCGAUUCAUCUACAACAGGGUCAUCCUGGAGAAUGCUGCCAUCAGGGCUGCUGCUGUGAGUUCCCUGGCCAAGUUUGGAGCCCACUGUGAGGAGUUGCUACCCAGUAUUGUGGUCCUGCUUGAAAGAUCUCUGCUGGACUCAGAUGACGAGGUUCGUGACAGAGCCACGUUCUACCUGAGUGUCUUGAAACACAGCCAGAAAGCUCUCAACUCUGCCUACAUCCUGAAUGGUCUGAGCGUUUCCAUCGCUGGACUGGAGAGGGCUCUUCACCACUACACCCUAUCUCCGUCUGAGACUCCAUUUGACAUGAAGACUGUGCCCAUCGAGACACAGCCAUUGACAGAGCAGAAACCAGUCUCUGACAUUGCUCCUCUUAUGGCGACAAAACCAGAGAAACUGGCUCCUCCUACUCAAGAUAUUUAUGCUGAUCAACUGAGAGCUAUUCCCGAAAUUGCUGACUUGGGGGCGCUGUUCAAGUCGUCAGUGAAGCCGUCUGAGCUCACAGAGUCAGAGACGGAGUACAUGGUCAGGUGCAUCAAACAUACAUUCCCAGAGCACAUUGUUUUCCAGUUUGACUGCACCAACACGCUUAACGACCAGCAGCUGGAGAAUGUAACAGUACAGAUGGAGUCGGCUGAAGGCUUUGAAGUCCAGCAUUACAUUCCCGCUCCUGUCCUCAAGUAUAACCAGCCAGGCAUAACAUACACCGUGGUACAGAUGCCAGAAGACACUUCUGAUGUAUCCAGUGCAUUUAGCAACACACUGAAGUUCACCGUGAAGGACUGUGAUCCAAAUACAGGAGAGCCUGAUGACGAUGGAUAUGAAGAUGAAUAUGUGUUGGAGGAUAUAGAGAUAGCCCUUUCAGAUCACAUGCAGCGAGUACUAAAACCCAACUUCAUGGCCUCGUGGGAAGAAGUAGGAGACGAGAAUGAGACAGAGGAGACCUAUGGCCUGGCAUCCAAGAGUCUUGAAGAGGCCAUAAAGGACAUUGUGUCCUUCCUGGGCAUGCAGCCUUGUGAGCGAUCAGACAAGGUGAGUGAAGGCAAGAGCUCUCAUACCCUCUACCUUGCUGGUGUGUUCCGCGGCGGCCAUGACACCCUCGUCCGGGCACGCCUUGCCCUCCAGGAUACCAUCACCAUGCACAUCACGGUGAGGAGCAGUGACUCGGGGGUCAGUGAACUCAUCGCAUCAUCAGUAGGUUAAUAUUUAUUUCGUCGUGGUCGAGAAGUUUGCGUUGUGGGUAGAAUAGAAUCUUAUGAUUUUAAGUCAACGAUGAUAUUCAUACAAGAGAUAUAUGUAAAAUGGUAAUAUAGUGUACUUGAAAUUCAAUACUGAUUUGGCCUUGGCCAAUAUUUUUUGUGUACGACAUGGACACAAAGGUUUUUUUAAAGUUUUUUUUUUAUCAUUAACACCUUCCUACUUACAGUACAUGUUUGCAUUUUCAUUGCUGGCUCAUUCUAGCGUGUAGCUUAAUUUGUGACCUUACAAUUACUGAAAAUAUUCUAAAAAACUCACAAAAUUAAUGGCCAACACAGUUCCCAUUUGAUUGUAAAAUGCUUGUUGUGUGAUCACAGUCGCUCUGCAGAAACAAGAUGCUGUUCUUCUGUUGCAACAUAGAUCGAGGACUUGUUAGGAACUCUCUUAAGUGUAAAGUUCUUUCACCAAACUUCCUUACUCUUUAUAAAUUCUGUUUGUGAAUUAUAUGAAAGUUCAGAUGGUAUUAAUGGCUUAGAUAUGACCCUAUGGAUCUGUGGCCCCAGCAGAAACUUGGGAAUUAUGUUGUUUGUUGUUUUGUUAUUGAGUCAAUUCUUGGUCAACAUACAAAUAUAUAUUGACAUUUCAAAUAGCAAGCAGAUAUUCAUUAUUGGUUUUCUAUUUCUGUGAUAUAUACUCUAUAUUUAUGUUGAAUAUAAAGGUGAUAUAAGAUAAAAACAAUUAUCUUAUUGCAAACAGUGCAUGUACAUGAGUGCAUGACAUGUCUGUUUAUCCCUUUAUUUCAUUUCGAAAAGAAUGACAUAAAAAUCUGCAGUUUAAAUGUGACAGAUUAGAAACUUCAACCAAAGGUUUAGACAAAUUAUUUAUAGUGUUUCUUUAACUCAAUUCCUAAGAAAAGCAAAAUUCAAGGUCCUUUAUUUAUUUUAGUCUGUGAAAGUUUCAAGAUUUUCUGAGACUAGGUGAAUUAAAUUUAACAUGUUUAAAUGUUCAUUUCCAAAGCCCCUCCCCCUAAUGAUAAACUUGCCCUUUUCUCUCACUCUCUUCUGUCUUCAUCUUCAUUCUUUGUUGAUCUUUCCCCAUCAGAAAUUAUUCACAUUGGACUUUGGCACAACAAUACAGCUUCUUGUUAUUGUAUUGUUAAGCUACCAAUUUACAAUAUAAAUGAUCAAGCCUGUCUUAUGUAUAAACAAAAGUAUUAUAUGAUUGGAUAGGUGUAAUGAAUUACUAUUGUUGUUGCUUUAUGUAAGCACACAAAUUGUGUACUAUCACAAAUCUUGUUAGUAAUACGGAAUACACAUGUAAUCAUGCUUCAUUAAAGUAUAGUCUAAAAGAAAA
Messenger RNA from Strongylocentrotus purpuratus (purple sea urchin), 3966 nucleotides. Its product is annotated as coatomer subunit gamma-2. Gene Ontology annotation, molecular function: structural molecule activity. Gene Ontology annotation, cellular component: endoplasmic reticulum-Golgi intermediate compartment; endoplasmic reticulum; Golgi membrane. Lineage: Eukaryota; Metazoa; Echinodermata; Echinoidea; Camarodonta; Strongylocentrotidae. The coding region runs from base 1 to 2619 and encodes 872 amino acids. The transcript is spliced from 21 exons. Gene Ontology annotation, biological process: organelle transport along microtubule; protein secretion; intra-Golgi vesicle-mediated transport. The record is from RefSeq and is a predicted model, not a curated record.